Entrophospora candida is the source of this 1140-nucleotide messenger RNA. Lineage: Eukaryota; Fungi; Glomeromycota; Glomeromycetes; Entrophosporales; Entrophosporaceae. The record is from the annotation of a GenBank genome assembly.
AUGUUAAUGAAUCCUGAAAUUGCAACUCAAGAAUUAAAAGAAUUCUUGACACAUUUAGAAAUAAAUUUGAACAAUCUCCUGAAGGUACAGUCAUCAAAUAUGCUAGCUAAUGUAUCAAAACCACAAAUACAGCAAAAAAAACACGAUUAUGGUAUAGUUGAUUUGAAAGAGUUUGUUAAUGAUACACAACCUGUUAUUGAUUUGUUAACAAAAGAAUCUAUUUCAGAAGAGGAAAAAGGAUUUAAAAAUCAACUUAAAAAGGAAUGUAUUUUGUUUCAUGAUUUUAAUUCUUUUCAAAAUAUUAAAUUUAUUGAUAGUGGAUCAUUUGGAACAAUUUCUUCUGCAUCUUCAAAGCAUCCUCAAGGACUUGUAGCAUUGAAAUCCAUUAAUAUUGAUCAAAAAUAUCCUUUUGAACAACUUCUUAACGAGGCAAAACAACAUUGUAAAGUGGAAUUUCACAGUAAUAUAUUAAGAUUUUAUGGCAUAACAAAAGAAAAACAUAAAAAGAAUUACAUGUUUGUAUUAGAGUAUGCAAACAAUGGUAAUUUAUGUGAUUAUUUAAAAUCUAAUUUCAAUACAAUGGAUUGGAAUAUCAAAUUAAAAUUUGCAAAACAAAUUGUAAGUGCUGUAAAGCAUUUGCAUGAAAAUAAAAUAGUGCAUAGAGAUCUGCAUUCUAAAAAUAUUCUCAUUCAUGAUGGAAAUAUUAAAAUUUGUGAUUUUGGAAUCUCAAGAUCCUUAUUGGAUCCUUCAAUAGAAGCUUGUAAAAGAUUAGGUACAAUAAGAUACUCAGAUCCACAAUAUUUAGGGAAUAUUGAAAAUUAUAGCAAACGUGAAGCAAUAAUCAAGGGAACUCCAAGAAAAUAUGCAGAAAUAUAUACAGCAUGUUGGCAAGGAAGGCCAGAUCUCCGUCCUCAUAUUCAUGAAGUUAUGCAGGAUUUGGACAGUGUAGACAUAACUAACACUAUUGAAGAUAUUGUUAAUUUAACAGAUCAAACUAAUAAUGAAUUACAAAUUGAUGGUUUAUUAAAUUCAACAGGAACUUCAUUCUCAGCACAAAUUGAUAGUUUAAAUAACCAUUUAAAGGAGGAUAAAUUACAAAAUGAUUUAUUAUAUUCAACAGAACUUCUGUUAUCUGCAUGA